CAUCAUCUGGCUCGCGCCUCGAGCCCACGCGUCUCUCCGCCCAUGGCCGAGAGUCCAGCGGAACAUCGUCCUCCGAAGCGCACGAGGACCGAAGAUGCCAACGCAGGGCCUAUCAGCCGCUCCAAGAAGAUCUGGUUUGACGAUGGCAACCUUAUCGUGCAGGCCGAGCAGACACAAUUUCGGGUUCACAAAGGCGUUUUGGCGAAACAUUCUAUAUUCUUUCGGGACCUGAAGGACGUGCCUCAGCCGGAUACAACUGACGCCCUGGUGGAUGGGUGUCCUGUCGUAGUGCUGCAGGACGAGGCGGAAGCGGUCGAGUACAUGUUGGUCGUGAUCUAUGACACGGCUUAUGCGGGCCGUUUUCGUACUCUGAAAGAGCUUUCAUGGGCUCUGCAAAUGGGACACAAGUACCUUAUCCCCGCGCUGUUCAACAAUGCUGCGGAGCGCCUUCAGGUGUACUUUCCUUGUACGCUGAAGAACUGGCCCUCGGCAGUCGACCAGCUGGAACUCCGCGAGGAUGAAGACCGCUUCGACUGCAUCAUCUACGAGUUAUAUAAUAUCGUCAAACGAGUCGGUCUUCAUAGAUCUCUUCCCGCGCUCUGCUUUCAUUACACAGACUUGCGUACUUUGGAAGAUAUCGCAAGGCCAAAAGACUCGAAGGGACGCAUGGCUCUCGAAGCAGAGGAUCGCAUAACCCUAUUGCUGGGUCGCGCCAGGAUCCUUCACGCACAGAUGGACUAUUCGCUGCAAUGGCUGAGAAGUUCAUGGGAUAACCCCCAGUGCUCGACACGCAAGGUUUGCCGCCAGGCGCGCUGUGACGAGCUCGAGAAAUGCCUUAAGUACGGGUCAAUCGUUUUGGAAGAAUGGAGUACCUUCUCGGGCGUCCGCAAACUCUGCUCGUCGUGCGAAGAGAAAUCCAAGGCCGUCCACGACGACGGAAGACGUAGGUUCUGGGACGACUUGCCUGCCUUCUUUGACCUCAGGCCGUGGAACGAACUAACAGACUUCAAGAUGGGGGACUGACCUCGGGCCCGCAGAAAUCUAGAUAUCGCUGCCUGCUUGCCCGUCGAGGUGAUGCUACAGCCGAUACAUAUAUUGUGAUAGGCUAGAAGAAGCGUGUGCUGAUGUAUUCGCGCUCGUCUACCAAGCGUCGAUGCACGAUAUUGCUGGUGAAGGAUGA
Schizophyllum commune H4-8 is the source of this 1180-nucleotide messenger RNA. RefSeq lists its product as uncharacterized. Bases 43 to 1023 code for a protein of 326 amino acids. The transcript has 4 exons. The record is from RefSeq and is a predicted model, not a curated record. NCBI's taxonomy places the organism in Eukaryota, Fungi, Basidiomycota, Agaricomycetes, Agaricales, Schizophyllaceae. Gene Ontology annotation, molecular function: protein binding.